Myxozyma melibiosi is the source of this 2189-nucleotide messenger RNA. Its product is annotated as FYVE zinc finger-domain-containing protein. The coding region runs from base 102 to 2006 and encodes 634 amino acids. Gene Ontology annotation, molecular function: metal ion binding. The record is from RefSeq and is a predicted model, not a curated record. The transcript has 2 exons. Lineage: Eukaryota; Fungi; Ascomycota; Lipomycetes; Lipomycetales; Lipomycetaceae.
GCCUGGAAGACUCUCAAGAUCCAUACCGGCCGCUCAAUAGAUCGUGCCCGAGCAAGUAGUUUGGUUAUCAUACGUUUAGCAUAGCGGGAUAGGCAAUCCACAUGGCUUCACCUAACGGUCGCUUUCGGGAUCGGUCGCGCUCGCCGUCCAUCCGUGAGCUGCGCAAUCAUUCUCCUGUUCCGUCGAUCAGAUCAAUCUCGUCGAACACGACCGCGCAGUCUUCUGUUGUUGUUGAGUCCCUGAAGAAGAAAUCGUCAUCUGGACAUGCUGCGCAUCGGUCAAGGAGAGUUAUUGGUGCAGAGAGCUUUAAUCUUCCGCCACCUGUUGCUGAAGAACCUUCUACGGACGGAGGCGAUGAAGCAAAUAACUGCCCGAUAUGUGGCGAGUCUAUGACUACAAGACUUUCACUGAAACGACAUUUGGAGGAUGUUCACCGUGCGUCGGAAGGAGGUGGUGCGCAGUCGACAUUCAUGAAAUAUAUCAACAAAGCAAAGAACUUCACGCCAGUUCACGCAUUCAACCAGACUUUGCAGUAUGCAGAUCUGUCAGAUCUUGCGUUUACGUCCGGGACCCUAGGUACUGGCUUCAGUCCAGAAGGUCAUAUCUAUCUGCCGCCUGGAAACGGCUCAGGCUAUGCAGGUCCGGGUGCAGCCGCUCAAACCGGCGGUGUAACCUUUGUCGGUCCUCACAACGUCUCCAGUUCACAUGUCCAUGAUUCACAUUCUCAUCAUGUGGUAUCCGGUGGUGUGAAUGGCCACCACAAGCAGCAUGUCGUUCAUCAAAAGCCGCAGCUGACGGAAGACAUGGUCACACGAGCACACUGGCAACGGGAGACGGGUAACGAUCGAUGCUCAGAAUUCAAAUGUCGGACGCAGCUCAACAGUAGGGUUGGAAAAGUGAACUGCCGAUCUUGCGGACGCUUGUUUUGCGAGGAACAUGUUUCCUGCUCGAUGAAGCUGGACAAGCAAGCGAAAUGGGACCCGGAGAAAGGUGUAUGGUGCCGGGUAUGCUUUUCGUGCUUUGAGAGCCGGCCAGGAUUUAAUGACGCUUCUGGUAUGGUGGAGGAUUUGACGAGCGCUUUUAUCGCUAAGCGGAAACGAACAAUCACCAAAACACAUCUGGAAGUCAAUUUGCUUGAGAAGCGCCUGACAAGAUUGAUAAAGCUGAUGAUUGAAACAAACGAUCCGAGCGUGACUCGCGCUGGAAGUCUCACAAUUACGGUUGACAACGGCGCAAAAACUCUUGCUACGGAUGCCGUAGGGGUAGCGGCGACAUUAGCGACCGGAUACUUCAAACAAAUCAGAAACUAUCGGAAACCGCCAGAACAAGAGGUUGUGGCUUGGCAGGACGAUAAAGACGUCGAGGAUUGUCCUUACUGUGAGCGCAAGUUUUCAUUUUCGAUGAGGAAACACCAUUGCCGGCUGUGUGGAAAGGUUGUAUGUGGUUCUCCAGAUACCGCCUGCUCAUCGCAGGUCACGUUGGAUUUCGAAAGACUUUCCGACUAUUUGACGGAGAAAGUGGAAGAGGACAUCAUAGUCAAAGUCCGUACUUGCAAAGAUUGUCGGUCCGUCGUUUUUGGACGACGAGAGUUCUCAGAAGAUGUGGCCAACAAACCAGGCUUCGUGAAGGUGUAUGAAAACAUGGUCCAGUUCCGUCGAGGUAUCGAGUCGCUGCUGCCCAAAUUCCAGAAACUGCUGAGCAACUUUGACGAUCCCGACAAACCUCCGUCUCAUGAUCUGCUCGCGGAGGCCUCGCGCGUUCGCAAGAAACUGAUUUACAGUUUCCAGGAGUUCGACACUGCUGCGAAACGAAUCUUGAAGACACCGACGAGAUCUGCGCAGCAGUCCAAGUUACAGAACAACGUACAUAUAGCAGCGAUGCAGGUCUUGCAGGUGUACAUGCUCCCACUGAAGAGUUUACCUAGCGUGCUGAAGCAUAAUCCGAAUGCUACAACGUCAGCUACGCCUUUGGUGACUAAAAUCACAACGCUGAGCGAAGUGCAAUAACCGGUGCACUACUAGCUCUUGACCAUUAUCUGCGCAUUGGUGUUUGUUUGCCUUUUCUUUUUCUUUUGUUUUUUUCAUGCAUUUUUGUGCAUUUUCGUUAUAUCUUUAGGUUUGGUAGAGCUUGUGUUUGAGGCGUAAGGAAGGUAGUAAAUCUAGAUGAUAAUGGAUGAUUUGGAAAUCUGU